GAAAUCCCCAAUAGAGCCCACUGUACUGCAAUGGAAAGGUGCUGCCACUGCAUCCCCCUAUGGCUGGGCUGUCUGAUCAGCUCCCUGGUCCUGUUCGCGGUCGACCUGCUGGAGCGUCCCCUGCCCUACGACAUGCCCUGCUGCCAGACCCUCGAGGGUAUCCUCUUUGUGAUGAUCAGGAUCUGCAACAUUCUGCAUAUCACCGGCUGCUUCGCCCUGUUUGUCGCCUCCUUUGUGGGCCAGGGCUUCCUGGUGAAGGUCUUCCUCGGCACGACUGCCCUGCACUUUGUCAUGCAACCGGUCCACCUGCUGACCAAGUUCCUGAUCCUGCCCAUCUUCUGGGUGGACAUGACCCUCAUCGUACUUGGCUUUGUGUUCUGCGUGUACAUCUGGAUUGUGGCCCAUGCCUACCUCCGCGAGUGCCGGGAGGACGUGUACCUGGAGAACGAGACGCGCUUCUCCCGCUACAAGAUCAGCACAGUGUCCACGGUGACGAUUUAAAGGCCCUCUU
Messenger RNA from Drosophila bipectinata, 511 nucleotides. RefSeq lists its product as uncharacterized. The record is from RefSeq and is a predicted model, not a curated record. NCBI's taxonomy places the organism in Eukaryota, Metazoa, Arthropoda, Insecta, Diptera, Drosophilidae.